Messenger RNA from Hyaloperonospora brassicae, 948 nucleotides. The record is from the annotation of a GenBank genome assembly. Lineage: Eukaryota; Oomycota; Peronosporomycetes; Peronosporales; Peronosporaceae.
AUGACUCCAGUGAUCACCGACUUCCUCCACUUCCUGGACGACCCCGACGUGGCAGUGGCCGUCGCUGUGAUCAAAGCGCUGACGAACGUCAUUCUGCACAGCGAAGCGAGCACGAUGAUGCAAAUGGAGGGGGAGCUGCAGGAAGCCGCGCAGCAGCUGCGCACGUUCCAGGCCGCCGACGACGCCCCCCGUUUCCACAAUUCGAUCGCUACGACCGCUGGCUGUCAAUUGUUUCUGCGUUACGUGACGCGCUGUUUCUUGGAGUUCGAUGACUUUGACCAUUGUCGCUCUCAGCUCAUUGACCGCGGCAAGUUGUUUGCCAAGACGUCGCUCUCGAGUCGCCAGCGCAUUAGUGACGUGGGCCACAACUUUAUUCGCGAUGGCAUGAAAGUGUUGACGCAUGGCAAGUCCCGUGUGGUCAUUGCACUCCUGUGUGAAGCUGCCAAGACCAAGAACUUUUCAGUGUUUGUCACGGAAGGAAGAAGUACUGCAUCAGGAGUGGGCACGGCACAGGAACUUGUGCAGGUGGGUAUCCCUACAACGGUGAUCCUUGAUUCCGCCGUCGCGUAUUACAUGGAACAAGUCGAUAUCGUAAUUGUUGGGGCUGAAGGCGUUGUUGAAAACGGGGGGAUCGUCAACUCGAUUGGUACGUACUCGACUGCGGUGAUCGCGCAGGCGCUGAAUAAGCAAUUUUACGUGGCGGCGGAGAGCUACAAGUUUGCUCGUCUCUACCCAUUGACCCAGCGUGAAGUCCCGCAGAAGCACAUGGAUGCUAUCUCUGGCGAUAGUGCUGGUGGUGGAUCCACUGCCAAGAUGAUGAAUGACGUAUCGUUUAUGAGCCCAUUCUUUGACUACACGCCACCGGGGUACAUUGCGCUGAUGUUUACAGAUUUGGGUGUCCUUACGCCGUCAGCAGUGUCGGAUGAAUUGAUCAAGCUGUACCAGUAG